AGAUCACUUUUUGGACAUUUCCCAUCAUUGGCACCGCUUAUGUCAAACUUUCUUUAGUCUAUGGCCGCUUAUUGAUUGGUCGACGAGGAGAUGUAAAAAAUGGCUGCCUUGCCUUCUCCUACUCAGGUGGCAGGGACCCACAGCGCUAUAUACGAAGCAUAUUAUCACCAGGUGGAUCCCAAUGGUGCAGGCACAAUCCAAGCAUUGGAUGCGGCUCGGUUUCUCAAAAAGUCCCGGCUCAGCGAUGUGGUACUUAGCAAGAUAUGGGACCUGUCCGACCCCACCGGCAAGGGGUACCUUGAUAAAGCAGGACUGUUCGUGGCGUUGAAGCUGGUGGCGCUCGCGCAGGCCGGCAAGGACAUCAACAUGAGCAACAUACACUCCGAGGCACCACCACCUAAAGUUGGCGAGCUGCCGAAGGUGGGUCCGAGCGUGGCGCCGGGGCGGCCGGCGGCGCCGUCGCCCGCGCCGCUGCUGCCGCUCAGCGACUGGAGCAUGAAGCCCGCCGAGCGGGACAAGUACAGCCAGCUCUUCGACUCGCUGCAGCCCAACAACGGACUCAUCGCCGGGAACAAGGUGAAAGGCAUGUUGCUGGAGUCGAAGCUACCGAUAGAGACGCUGGGCAAGAUCUGGGACCUCGCCGACCAGGACAAGGACGGCAUGCUCGACAGACACGAGUUCAUGGUGGCGAUGCACCUGGUGUACAAGGCGCUGGAGAAGCACGCGGUGCCGACGAGCCUGCCGCCCGAGCUGCGGGCGGGGGCGCGGCCCGCGCGGCCUCCCUCACGCCCCCCGUCCCGGCCCCCCUCGCGGCCCCCGUCGCGUCCCCCCUCCCCCCAGUCCCGGCCCCCGCCCCCUCGCCCACAGCCCCCACCACCGCAGCAGCCACAGUCUAAUGCUUCGUUGUUAGAGGGCCUACUCGACUUGUCUAGUCCUCCCACACAGACGGCGCCCCCACUUAGCGGCUUGGGCACGAUGGGGAGUGGUUUGGGCAGUCUAAGCGGUGUGGGCAGCGUGGGUAGCGUGGGCAGCAUGAACAGCGUGGGCAGCGCGGGCAGCGCGGGCACUACGUGGGUGGUGACGGACGCGGAGCGCGCCGUGUUCGACGCGCAGUUCGCGGCGGCCGACACGGACCGCGACGGGUACGUCUCCGGGAACGAGAUCAAGCACGUGUUCCUCGACUCCGGCCUGCCGCAGCAGACACUCGCACACAUAUGGGCGCUGUGCGACACGGAGGGGCUGGGCAAGCUGUCGAGCGGGCAGUUCGCGCUGGCCAUGUGGCUGGUGGGGCGCGCGGCGCGGGGCACGCCGCCCCCGCCGCACCUCGACCGCAACAUGCUGCCGCCGCCCGCCGCGCCCAAGCCAGAGCAGGCGGUGUCGCUGGGCCCGCAGCCGACGCCGGAGAUGGAGGCCAUCGCGCGCGAGGUGGACGCGCUGGCCCGCGAGCGACUGGCGCUCGAGGCCGAGCUCGCCGCCAAGCAGAGGGACCUCACCGUCAAGGCGGGGGAGGCCGACAGCUUGCAGAGCGAAUUGGACACAUUAACAGCAACAUUAAAACAAUUAGAAAAUCAAAAAGGUGAAGCACAAAAGAGAUUAAAUGACCUCAAAACGCAGGUAGAGAAGUUGCGGUCGCAAGUAUCGGCGCAGGAGGCGGCGGCGGCCGAGACGGAGGCCGAGGUGGCCAGCCGGCGCGCCGCCGCGCAGACCCUGCGGGAGAAGGAGCGCGCGCUGCAGGCCGACGUGCAAGACGCGGAGGCCGAGGCCGAGGCCGUCACCGCGCAGCUGCGCCGCACCGUGCUCGCCGUCAGCCAGGCCAACAUAAAGAUCUCCCACCUGGAGGAGCAGCACCGCCUGAUCAGCUCGGCGGCGGAGGCGCUGGGCGCGGCGGGCCCGGCCGCGGCCGCCCAGCUGCAGCUGCAGCCGCAGUUCUCCGCCGAGCACCUCGAGCGCGUCGUGCGCGGCGCCACGCCCAAUGACGCACUCGAAGAUGAGCCAUUCGCGAAGAGCAACGGUUUCGCGUCGGGCGCGGGGUUCGAGUCGGACCCCUUCACGGAGGGAGCCUUCCCCGCCGCACUGCCCGCGCACGACCCCUUCGCACCCACGCAAGCGAAGCACACACAGGACGGUUUCGCCACGGAUCCGUUCGCAUCGAACGCCGACCCGUUCGCUGGCGACGCGUUCUCUUCACAAGACAAUACGGCUAAAGCUAAUAAUGAUUUCUCGGAGGACCCGUUCGCGGUGCUGCACGCGCCGCCGCGGGGGUCGUCCCCCGCGCCCCCCGCGGCCACCCCCGCGCUGCCCCCCAAGCAGGGCAAGCUGCCCCCGCCGCGCCCCGCGCCGCCGCGCCCCACGCCGCCCGCCAAGACCGACCGCCCCGCCAUGGACUUCGCCGACGACCCCUUCAAGGACUACCGAUACGAGGACCCCUUCAACAUCGAGGACCCCUUCGCCGACGUCGCCGACGGCAAAAAGCUUGACCCCUUCGCCCGGCCCACUUCUGUCGCAGGCUUCGAAACUGACGACUUCUUUUCCGGCUCGAGCAAUGUCAAUGGCAAUUUUGCUCUGCCCGAGAAGCGAAGCGGGCGAGUAUCCGCGCCGCCCGUAGCUUACGACCCGUUCUCCAGCCGCUCCGACUACAAGCCCGCCAAGCCCGCGCCGCCCGCCAACAACAACUCCAGCGGCAGCGACGCCUGGGCGGCCUGGCCCAACGAUAACUGGGCCACGGACGACGCUUGGGCCAAAGCCCCUGCUCAAAAAUCCGACGCCUGGAGUUCCGACGACACAGCCAAGAGGAACACUAACACGGCCACCGGCGACUGGAAGACCGAUAACUGGGCCAACAAGUCCGACAACUGGGCCGCCGACUGGUCCGGCGCCGACUCCAACAGGAACCUCAACGAGACCUGGCCCGCCGCCAGCACGCUGCCCUCCAAGAAGGAGAAGUCGCCGCGCCCCGUGAAGUACGCCAAGUCCCUCGUGCACACCAUCGGCGGCAUCGGGCGCAGCAAGCAGAAGGACAAGAAGAACAAGGCCAGCGCCGAGCCCGGCGGGGAGCUGCCCAGCGAGGAGCAGCAGUGGGCGUGGGCCGCGGCCGAGUCGCGCCGCCUGCAGGCCGAGCAGGACGCGCGCCGCGCCCGCGAGCACGCCGACCUGCAGCUGGCGCUGGCGUUGUCGCGCCAGGACCACUAGCCGCGCUGGCUGCUGGCCGCCGCCUGCUGCGUCUCUAGUAAGGGAUGGCAAACGACGUCCCACGCGUUGCAUUCCUUGCUGUUGUUGUGCUUAGCGACUUAACGAAGCUGUCUGAGUAUAGCCGACAGCUGGUAAUCAAUAUUGCAUCACACGGAUGACAGUCGCCAUUUCGAAUUUAACGGAAUUAGAGAUUGUGUACAUACGUUUAAUAUUUCGCUCGUUGUAGGUAGUUAGAUCGUUGAGCAUUCCAUUCGAAGCGUGACACGGAGGUCGCUCGCCUCCCGACCGGAGGCCGCCUCGUUGUGUAUAUUUUGAAGUUAUCAUGUCACUCAUUGUAAAUUAUUGAUAUUAUAUAGUUUCCUGUAUAUAAUGGUUAGUGUGAGAUACUGACCCACGGUAAAGUAUUUUUGUAUCUGUUUAUCAAAACUCCAAGAGUUUUUUUUAUUGCUUUUCGAUAUUUUUACGAACCGUAACGUAACGGCAGGCGGCAUUUCAUAGGAAUAUGUUUUACACAUUUAAUGUACGAUACGAAAUUUGUUUUUGGAAAGCAAUGAAGUUGUAUUGGUGUUAAUGAACACGUUGUGUUCCUCCACAGUGAGUGAGGGUGAGUUGUAGCGCAUGCGCCAUUGUGUACAGGUGACGUACAGUAUACAGUUGGUUUGGUACGCGGUCAGUGCACGGAGCUCCGCCCUGUAUUCAUACACUACUAUAUUAUAAAUGUUGCGGUUUAGUUGGGUCACAUGUGACCAUCAUGCCACGAAUAGCGCACAUUCUGUAGAGCAGGGCUCCACUUGAAACAACCUGUCGUGUGAUUAAAUUUUACUAGUCAAAGUGCGCAUUCAUAUUUAUUAACUGCAACAAAUACAAACACAUAUUUGGGAAACAAGUUUGUUUCAGAUACUGACUGUACAAAUCAACUAAAUAAAAAACUACAAAAGUUUCACUAGUCAAUUGGAUGAUUGCAUGUUGGGGGCUCGAUCAAAGCGUGGUGUCUGGGCGUGUAGUAUACCGGGGCUGAGGUCGUGUGUGUCGGCCGGAGUCGGCCAGUGUCUGUCAGUGUCGGCCAGUGUCGGCCAGAGUCGGCCACUGUCGGCCAGAGUCGGCCAGUGUCACCGCGGGACUCGACCAUAUCACGACGUGUAGCUGUAGCAUUCGUAACGUAGUUCAACUUGAAUAGUGACCUAGCCUCAAUACUGAAGUAACCGACGCACACGACUGCAGCAGAUAUCGUAAUUAUAUAAAAUAAAUGUAAAAGUGUAAUAUAUUGUUGUCUGCAAUCGAGGCCUAAUAGCUUCCUCACUAUAAUGUAUAGUUUAAUAGUUAUUAAAUAUAUCGCGUUUCGGACAAUUAUGCGGCGUUAUGGAUAUUGUAAAUGUAUAUUGUAGGCAGUAUUCAUGGUGGCCGGUGUAAUUGUCAGUAAUAACCACGAGUAGACUCGUUACGUACUACACUGGUUCACACGAGUGGGUUAUUCCUCGCGGCUGUAUCAUACAUGAGAUAUAUGGUUAUACAAUGUUCAAAUGUAUCCCCAUGUGGUGGAAGUAGCUGCAACAUACGCCUAUGUUAUUAAUACCUACUAACAGUCCUAUCGUAAAAUAGAUUUGUGCCACUCGAAACUGAUUUUUAUUGAUGUAAAAUUAAGGUCCACUAUUUAUUUCGUUAGGCAUAUCAAGGCUUCUCUUAUUUGAAAUAUGUUCCAAAUAGAGCUUUAAAGCCAAAGAUCAGAAAAAACUCAAUCAUUUUCCUUUGAAUGUGAUUUGAUUAAAAAGGAUAAAAUAUCGUGUACAAUAAUGGAGAUCUAAUGUGGAAGUGCUUCAAAGUUUCCUCUCAUAGAUGUGACGUACUCUUUAUAAGUCUAACUAUGAGAUAUUGCUAUGUCAGGCUGGUUGUACAUUGGCCGUAUGUUGCUCGCAAUAAGGGCGUAGUUGGCUUAUUCAAUUUAUAAAAUAGAUGUCAUGUUACUGGUACCAUUGCGGCCUUCGACCAAAUGUUUACUCCAACAUCCCACCAAUGUAGGACCAGACCGUAUACCCUGUCGGUACUUGUAUAUUAAUCAUAGCGUUGUAUUAUAUCCGACGUUAAUUUUAUUAUGUUUAAUUUGUAUAAAUAGAUUACUAUUAUUAUUAUUUACGUGAGAAUGUAUGUCACAUUGACUUCUUGAACAUUUAUUUGUUUUGAUAUUUCGUAAGAUGUUAAUAAAUAUUGCCUGCAUGCUUAAGUCUGACUGAAUUUAUUUUUAAUUUAGCAAGAUAUAAUAAUUAUGGAUAUUUAAAUAUGGCAAAUGAAGUCAGUGUUACAUACAUUGCUUGUUCUGCGUAGACGGAUGUGUGUUGCGUGUAUAAAUUCCAGUGUGCAGAUAUGUAUGGUAAAGUACAACAGGUUUGUGCAAGUUCCGAGCGGCCGGUGCGACUGUUGUCAUACACUUACGUAUUACUGUUGCAGUCUAUUCUAUUCCACGUUGUAUGAUUUAGUUCUGUUUGUAUACGUUCUUGAAUGAAAUGUACAAAAGUGACAAUGUUCCAUAUACGCUUCCUAUGAGAGCGCUCGCACCGGCCGGCCUGAACGCUUUGUUAAUAAUAUAUGUUAUGUUAAUAUUAUUUCUGAUUAUGUUGUCAGUAUACAUUAUGUAUGCGGGUAUGUACGUUCACGGCGUUUGUAGUUGAGCCUUGAACUGUUUUUCUCAUUGCGUUCUUGAAAAUUGUAUGUGCGUGUAAAAUUCUACUUAUGUGCGUAUAUCUGCCAUCUGGAAAGUAAUGCGUGUGUGCGGGCGCUUGGUCGACAUCGACGAACGUACGAGUGAUUAGUUCCGCAACGUACUCGGUGCGGACUGUGAACUCGUGCGCUGUACUGUAAUCGAAAAUAAUUGAAUACUCAUAUAGAAAUGUUUGUCCGAGCGGUCGGUCCACUCGGCACCUGCUAUGAUAAGUGUUUCAUUUGAUUCUGCGCAUCUUCUCUUCGGUAGUGCCUUUCUGUAACUCUACUUAUCAUUCUAGCUUCCUUGCGAGUGGAAAUGUUAAUCUACAUUGAGUAUAUUUAAAAAUACGGAAUCAUUCGUCAAAUUACUAUAAUAAAAAAAUCUUCCAAAAAAAAUUAAGAAAAUGUUAGCUUGAAAAAUGUAUUUUGGCGAAGUUCAUUCGGCGAGAUUUAUGAGGGGGAGCAAAUAAAAAGAAUUUCUACCAAAGUGGUAGUGUAAUAAUAAAAUAAUUAGCUUGUACUAGCAAUAUAUCGCCUGUGUAGGGUCGCCUCGCUUGCGGCGCCGCCCGUACAAUGUACUGCUGCAGCGGCCGCCCGCCCGGCCCGCUCGCUCGCCGGCCGCGUCCGCGGGCGGCCGCCGUGGGGUCAACUAACGAUAACGUGUAACUAUUAAAUACCGAUGUGUUUAUGGGUAUUAUCCUAAAGUUGUUAUCUCUUUCUUAGGCGCUGUUGUUUGUGGCUCGGAGGACCGCGCGGACCCUCCACCUCCUCUAGCCCGUACUCUCUGUAGAUACAUAUAUGUGAUGCCUAUCUAUAUGCUAAAUGUAGAGACCAAUAUUUUAAAGCUACAGAUGAUUUUGGCAAAUUUCUAUUACGUUGUUGGGACUUGAAAGAAUAUAUUUUGUCGUAGUCAAUUAUUUGUUGGAGUAUAUUUUUGUAUUUUAACGUUGAGUCCGCGCGGUUUGCCCGACCCGUGUCUGUUAUAAAGUAUACAUUAUAUUGUAUGUACCUUUCAGUGAUAGCCGGUAAACUAAUAUUUAAAUUUCAAAGUUGACGUGUAUAUGUGUAUUUAAAGCUAAUAUAAAAUAAAUUUGAUAAUAUACAGGUUAAUGUAAGCUUAAGUCGGUAGUGACGGUGCGCGGGAAUCAAACCUCCACGAGAGAAGUAUCCACAGACAAAG
Spodoptera frugiperda (fall armyworm) is the source of this 7063-nucleotide messenger RNA. RefSeq names its product epidermal growth factor receptor substrate 15-like 1 (gene Eps-15). Gene Ontology annotation, cellular component: clathrin coat of coated pit; plasma membrane; cytoplasm. Gene Ontology annotation, biological process: endocytosis; endosomal transport. Gene Ontology annotation, molecular function: cadherin binding; calcium ion binding. Bases 100 to 3189 code for a protein of 1029 amino acids. The record is from RefSeq and is a predicted model, not a curated record. The transcript is spliced from 17 exons. Lineage: Eukaryota; Metazoa; Arthropoda; Insecta; Lepidoptera; Noctuidae.